Molecule: messenger RNA, 828 nt
Organism: Suillus fuscotomentosus
Lineage: Eukaryota; Fungi; Basidiomycota; Agaricomycetes; Boletales; Suillaceae
Exons: 7
Coding region: 1-828 (275 amino acids)
Biological process (GO): DNA integration; DNA recombination
Molecular function (GO): DNA binding
Source: RefSeq, a predicted model, not a curated record
AUGGGGUUUAACCUGCAGCCCCAUCUUGCUCACAUCGAGGCAGGUGGUAAACCUGCGCCGCAAACCAUAAGGCGACCAUGCUCAUACACAGCGAGAUCAUGGAACUUCGAAGCAGAUGAUCUCAGCAUAUCUAGUAUAUCACAGUACAUGAUAAGCUUGGGUCAUCAAGGUAGGCCUUGUGUUCGAGCUGGAGAGGUGGUCACGAGUGCAUGUGCAAUGGAUGAGCAGACCAUGAGGGAGCUGUAUGAGUACAACAUCAAUUUCAUUGACGAGGACUUUGUUCGGCUCAUGCUGCAGCUGAUGUUCGUCACAGCCAUGCUCUUGCUGCUCCAGUUUGAGGAGGUUCUUCACAUCACAUGGAGUGAUGUCCAGUUUGAAUACUAUCAGCCACGACAGCGUCGAAUCAGGCUCAUGCUCCCUUUUCGCAAGACUCAUCAAUAUGGAGGUAUUGUGCCAUUCUUCCUGUACGAAAAUCCCAACAAACCAUGGAUGUGUCCAGUUCGUGCAUGGGCAGCUUGGUGGCAUCACUGUCGGCAUCUCGGCCUCAACAUGAAUGGCUAUGUUUUUCGCAAAAAAAAUGGGACGAGAUGCACUCAUUCUUUCCGUCGUGGAGGUUGUCAGUACCUGGCCAUGGUACUUUGGUGGCCACUCUGCCAGAUCUGCACUUGGGGGGGCUGGGCAGAGAAUUUUGAUAACCCUGGCACUAUUUUUAAGUACCUUCUCUCCUGGACUGACGCACCUCAACUCCAGCGAGAAGACUACUUCAAUCCUGAACGAGCUGGGAGUGACCCAUGCACAGCCUGUGGUCGCACUUGCACUUGUGCAUGA